Messenger RNA from Mycena citricolor, 914 nucleotides. The record is from the annotation of a GenBank genome assembly. Lineage: Eukaryota; Fungi; Basidiomycota; Agaricomycetes; Agaricales; Mycenaceae.
GCGCGAGACUGAGCCGAGCUGACCAUUGAUUAAACACGCAGUGACGCUGAGUGCAAGUAAUUUCCGGCGCUAUCCACCCUAGACUUAUCCGGGAUUCCAGUGGCUCCUCGUCGAAUUGGCUCGGAAUACAGCAGUACAGAACAGGCUGCGCUCUGAGCUGGGGACGCUCCGCGGGAAACUUGACCCAGAGACGCUAUCGAGCCUGCCCUACCUCCAAUCGGUGGUGAGCGAGGGCCUGCGCUUCCACCCUCCCAUAACCGAAACGGUCCGCGUGGUACGCGACCACCUCUCGCUUCCGCUGGUCUCGCGCAUUGACUCGCCCCCAGGCCGCCGAGGACGACGUGAUCCCGCUCAGCGCGCCGAUCGUGACGAAGAGCGGCGAGUCCGUGACGAGCAUCCGCGUCGCGAAGGGCACCGCCGUCGCCGCCCCGCUCGCCUUCCUCAACAGCGCGCCGGCGCUCUGGGGCCCCGACGCGCACCGGUUCGACCCCGACCGGUGGUGGCUCCUGCAGGACGCGCCGGGGUUCCCGGGCGGCAUGCACCUCGCGCACGGCGACGGGCCGCGCAUGUGUCUCGGGGCCGAGAUGUCGGGCGUGCUGAUCAAGGUCGUUCUGGCUGUGCUGGUGGGCAGCUUCGCGUUCGAGCUUCCGGGAAACGCACAAGUCGUCGAGGAUAGCGACGGGCGUCCAAAAUCGAAAGGACGCGGGGCAGAGCUGUUGAUGAUAGUCCGCAGGGCGUAAGGCGCGAGAAGACUUUUAUUUCGAAGCAGGAUGCUGCAGGAGAUCAAGAGAGCCAGCGACGCGUGGAUCGUGUUACGUGUAAGUUGUACUUCAUGGUCGAUGGAUGGACCGCACAGGUCCCGGUGUGGAAUAGUCGAGUUUUGUACCAUUUCGAACACAGAUAAUUUAUCGGGC